AGCGUAUUUGUAUUUUGAAACGCAUAGGCGGAGCUAGUUCAGUCGGUGGGCCGCCUUAAGCUUUUCUCUGUUCAUUUCUCGCGGCAAGAAAGGUCAGACUGAAGGUUCAAGAGUCAUGGAAGAAGAAAACUUGAAAAUUGAUAUUGAUCAGUUACUUGAGGCAGCGACUGAUUUCGCACUCUAUCUAGACGUUCAUUCCGAAGCUUCGGUGAAGCAAUUUGUCGAUCGCUUUCCGAUUCCUACCAUCAUCAGCGUUUUACAAACGAGAAGAGAACCGUCUAAUCUUGAAGUUAUUUUGACUACUUGCUUAGAAAAGAUCUUCGCAACUAAAUAUGGAGUUUCUCUGGUUCCGGAAUUCCUGGGUUUCAUUGUGAUGGGCCUCAAAGCUGAUUCCGAGGAAGGCAGAAUUGCAGCCUGUAAAACAGUGUCUUCCUUUCUGAAAAAUGCUGAAGAAAAUACUUCUGCUCCACAACUACUUCUUGAUCAUGGGAUAUAUCCACUUUUACUCGACUGCCUCAUUAACGGUGAUUCCCGAGUUUCCACUGCAUCAGUGAAUGCCAUCAUAGAUUUAGCUGGCUCUCCAGAAGGAAUGGCGGCCAUUUUUCCAGUCAAUGAACAGGAACCUGAACACCUGAAGAAUGUUGCAGCAAGAGGCACAUCUGUGGCAAGAGUCCGAGUUUUUUCUCUGGUUUCAAAACUUUUCUCCAUUUCAAGCUCUACUGCAGCUGUAGUUUACAAAUCAAAUCUUCUGAAUCUAAUAAUUGAACAAGUAAACGAUAUGGAAGAUUCAAUUGUAACUUCAACCAUUCUGGAGCUAUUAUACGAGAUCCAUUUGGCAGAAGUUCAGCACGGGACUGAGUUUUUACUGAAGAAAAAUCUGUUUCAGAUUCUUACAUCCAUUAUUGGAAACUUAUCUGCUAAAUCAGAAUUACGAGAAAGAGCAAUGAUCAUUGUUGGGAGGCUAAUACCGGAGGAGAAUGCUUUUACUUGCAUUGAUGAAUCUAGUAUUAAAAGUUAUCUCUCAGUAAUUUCUGGAAGGACUGGGUUGUUUUGGAACAAAGAUGCAGAUGAGACUGAAUUUGCAGAUGAGAACGAAUGCGCAUUUUGGACCUUGGCUCAAAUUGGUUCAUCUUUUCAAGGAGCUCUCUUGCUGCUACAAAGUCCUUCCCCUAUCAUGAGGCAUGUUAUCAAUACUGCUUUUGAUCAGCAUGCCCGUCACAAGCAGCUGGCUGCACUACAUGCUCUUGGGAACAUCUCAGGAGAAACUCGUCCUCAACAUAAGAGGAUUCUCAAUGUUGAUGCAGAAGAAAACCUGAAAAACCUCAUGUAUGAAACAGCAUCAAGCACUUGGAAGCAUACGCCCUCUGGACUUCUCCUAUCAGUUCUCCGACAGGGACCCGAAUUCUGCCUGGCAGGAUAUAGAGUGAUAGAAGGCAUGGUGUGUCGGCCAUGGUGCCUGAUGGAGAUAUGUUCUAGGCAAGAGAUAAUAGAGUCAGUGAUCAACACGAAUAAGGACACGAGUAAGCAAGGUUUGGAAGCUAGCUACAAAUGUUGUCAAGCAAUUCUUAGCGCCCUGACAUCUUCAGGCAACGUGCAUAAUGACGAUGCUCUUACACAAAUUACUAUGAAGUUGGAUGAGGUUGUUAGAAGAGGUCCUUAUCUUGCGAGAAAGAAUGUUGGAGCUCAACCGUUGGUUAUGACAGCUGAAAGAUUUUGAGAUGUUGGAGCUCAACCUUGGUAUGUUUUCUUAAUUUUAUUAUAAAACUUUGUUGUUAAAGUUAGAGUCAAAAUGUUUGAUAAAUAACACACCAAUAACUUUGUUAUAUUUUCUUCUUACCAAAUAUUUCAUAAUCCCUA
This is a messenger RNA of Impatiens glandulifera, 1857 nucleotides long. RefSeq lists its product as uncharacterized. Gene Ontology annotation, cellular component: cytosol. The record is from RefSeq and is a predicted model, not a curated record. NCBI's taxonomy places the organism in Eukaryota, Viridiplantae, Streptophyta, Magnoliopsida, Ericales, Balsaminaceae. Gene Ontology annotation, biological process: proteasome assembly. The transcript has 17 exons. Bases 116 to 1717 code for a protein of 533 amino acids.